CACAGCCACGCAGGUGCCCACCUUUCCUCGGCCUCCAGCUGCAGCCGCCCCACAAUGGAGACACCGGUCCAGAUCUUCCGUGGGGAGCCAGGCCCCACCUGCGCCCCCAGCGCCUGCCUGCUCCCCAACAGCAGCGCUUGGUUCCCCGGCUGGGCCGAGUCAGGCAACGGCAGCGCCGGCUCCGAGGAAGCUCAGCUGGAGCCCGCGCACAUCUCCCCCGCCAUCCCCGUCAUCAUCACCGCGGUCUACUCUGUGGUGUUCGUCGUGGGCUUGGUGGGCAACUCGCUGGUGAUGUUCGUGAUCAUCCGAUACACAAAGAUGAAGACAGCGACCAACAUCUAUAUAUUUAACCUGGCUUUGGCGGAUGCUUUAGUUACUACCACCAUGCCCUUCCAGAGCACUGUUUAUCUCAUGAAUUCUUGGCCAUUUGGGGAUGUGCUGUGCAAGAUAGUCAUUUCCAUUGACUACUACAACAUGUUUACCAGCAUAUUCACUCUGACCAUGAUGAGUGUGGACCGCUACAUAGCUGUGUGCCACCCUGUGAAGGCUUUGGAUUUCCGCACACCCUUGAAGGCAAAGAUCAUCAAUAUCUGUAUUUGGCUCCUGUCAUCUUCUGUUGGCAUAUCUGCAAUAGUCCUUGGAGGUACCAAAGUCAGGGAAGAUGUGGAUGUCAUCGAGUGCUCCUUGCAGUUCCCCGAUGAUGACUACUCCUGGUGGGACCUUUUCAUGAAGAUCUGCGUUUUCGUCUUUGCCUUUGUGAUCCCCGUCCUCAUAAUCAUUGUCUGCUACACCCUGAUGAUUCUGCGCCUGAAGAGUGUACGACUCCUUUCCGGCUCCCGAGAGAAAGACCGAAACCUGCGCCGGAUCACCAGGCUUGUCCUGGUGGUGGUGGCCGUCUUCAUCAUCUGUUGGACCCCCAUUCACAUUUUCAUCCUGGUGGAGGCUCUGGGUAGCACUUCCCACAGCACAGCCGCCCUCUCCAGCUAUUACUUUUGCAUUGCCUUGGGUUACACCAACAGCAGCCUGAACCCCAUCCUCUAUGCCUUUCUUGAUGAAAACUUCAAGAGGUGCUUUAGAGACUUCUGCUUUCCCAUCAAGAUGAGGAUGGAGCGUCAGAGCACGAGCAGAGUCAGGAAUACAGUCCAGGACCCCACUUACAUGAGGGAUGUGGAGGGGAUGAAUAAGCCAGUAUGACUAGUCGUGGAGAUGUCUUCCUACGGUUCUCCAGGAAGAGAAGAGUUCAACGAUCUAGGAUUUACCCAGAUUACGACUGCAGUCUGAGAGGA
Messenger RNA from Urocitellus parryii (Arctic ground squirrel), 1286 nucleotides. RefSeq names its product opioid receptor kappa 1 (gene Oprk1). The record is from RefSeq and is a predicted model, not a curated record. Gene Ontology annotation, biological process: G protein-coupled opioid receptor signaling pathway; sensory perception of pain; neuropeptide signaling pathway. NCBI's taxonomy places the organism in Eukaryota, Metazoa, Chordata, Mammalia, Rodentia, Sciuridae. Gene Ontology annotation, cellular component: neuron projection; plasma membrane. Gene Ontology annotation, molecular function: neuropeptide binding; dynorphin receptor activity.